Saprolegnia diclina VS20 is the source of this 5412-nucleotide messenger RNA. RefSeq lists its product as hypothetical. The record is from RefSeq and is a predicted model, not a curated record. NCBI's taxonomy places the organism in Eukaryota, Oomycota, Saprolegniomycetes, Saprolegniales, Saprolegniaceae. The transcript is spliced from 3 exons. The coding region runs from base 1 to 5229 and encodes 1742 amino acids.
AUGCGCCGCGCCAAGUGUCUCCUCGGCCUUGGCUACAUUGUGGUCUCGAUGGCCUGUAGCGUCUACUACCUCAAAAUCCUCUACCCGUACCUCCAGAACGACCUCUUCUGGGCUGGCUUUGCCCUCCACGGCGCGCAAACCUACCUCUUGGACCUCUACCGCGUGCGUCUCUGGACCACGUCAAGUGGUGUCAUCGAUGUCCUCAACGUCUCAAACGCCGUCCUUCGAACAUACGACACGCCGUCGACGAUGCUGGACGUCCAGCCCUCGUACCCGCGGUCGCUCGUGUCCAACCAUCUGACGACGCCUCGACAAGGCAUCACAGCGCUGCGCAAUUUGCCCACCUGGGCCAUCUUCCAGAUCACGACACAGCCAGCGCUGCGCCAAGAGCGCUGCGCCGCUUUGGUCGCCAACGGCGCCGUGUACCUUGAGCCAACCUUUCGCUGCGUCAACUGGGCGACGUUCUUUGCGCGGUUUGGCCCGUCGUUCAUGUUCUCGGUGGGCGACGCUGUCGUGGCGUCACCUGGUGGCGCUGCGUGGCUCGACAGUGUCCAAGACGCCUUUGACUCGAUCGAGAGUGAUCUGACGUUUUGGUCCGAGCAUGGGCUCACGCACUACACCGUGCAGUGGGGCAACAUCUUCACCACCGGGAUCCACGAGACCAUUUCCAUCACGAACGCUUUUGGCUGGGAGCAAGCGCUCUCAACGACCAAAAUCCCAUAUGCGAGCCGCGAUGCACUCUGGACCACGUCCAUCUUGUACUGGUACUUCUUCAACGACCUCUGGGCCUCCUCCGUUCUGAACGGCAGCCUCGUGCGCAGUGCACACAACUUUAUCGCCAACAACUCAGUCGGGCCGUCGGCUACCGUCGAGACGGUCCUGGGGCUCUACCCGUACACGCCCUGCAGCGUCAUUCUCCACGAUCACCUUGGACCGUUCGUGUCGAUCGAUAUGUGGCUCCUCCCACCGCCAGCGUCGCUGCAGGAGCUUGUCUCGUCGCACACGGCAGUGGUGGCAACGGCGCUGCAGGCCAAUGCCACCCUCUGGGCGGCCUUUCGGCAACUGAUCACAGUGCCCUUGGACCCUGUUCCGUCGUCUUGGCGCCUUCCCAACACGACGUACUAUGGCGGCAGUCCGAUCUGCGCUACGUACGCGGGCUCGGGCUAUGUCCAGCAGUCCUUUUCAUUUGAAGACACGUGCGCGGCGCAGGUCGCCAGUUCGAUUCUGCUGGGCGCACCAGGUCAGGCAUUUGCAAUGACAGCACUGCGGCUCGUGCGAGCCAACGACCCGCUCGUCUCUGCGAUUUGUCGUCAGUGCGUCAGCACCAGCGCCCGCUGCGUCGAUGCGCUCAGCGCAACGCAAGCGCUCACCGAACCGCUGCGACCGCUGACGAUGCCGCUGCUCACACGCCUCGUGGAGCGUGUCGUGGCCGACGUCAAGGACCUGCGUGUCGAGGUCGUUCAGUUUGCGACCGUCAACGGCAGCGACAACCUCGUGCUUCACCAGCCGCUACUGGAGGAUGACUUUGCUUUUUUUGGAUGGCUCAUGCUCUUUGACUGGGUCUACGGCUACCGCGAAGUGGUCUCGUUCCAAGGCGACGUGUCGACGAUGGUGCUCAUGUCGGAGCCGUUGCCGACGCUGUCGAUGGCGCCAAGCGCCCGCGAGGUGCCCGCAAGUACGUGCUAUUAUCUCUGGUACAUCGCGGUCGUGACCACCGCCCUCUUGGUGCUUGUGGCGCUCGGGACCAUCGGGUAUACGCUGGUUGGCCACUGCCAUCUGCGUGGGUACGAGCUGUUCUGUUUCAACCGCGUUGCAGGUCCGGUGUGGAUCGGCCGGCCGAUGCUACUCAUCCGCGCCGUCACAGCCCUCGUCCUUCUGAGCUCCCCAAGCACGACGUUUGUCUCGGACGACAACGUCGGUCGCUUCGUCUUGACCCCGCUGUCGCUCGUGCACGCCGCUGUCGUCACUGGCGAAGCCACGUGGCUCACAUAUGUCCUCACCGAUGUCCUCUUGGUGUUUGCACCGAACGAAGCUGCGCUCUCGGCGGCGCUCAGCAGCUUCUCCGUAUGGGCUCUCACGCUUCUUCUCGAACUCCUCUGGCCGCUUCGGCCCACCCUCGUGAUCGACCGGACGUGCUCGCAGCGCGGCGUCAUGCUCUCGCUGCAAUGCACGAGCGGCACCGUCACGUUUGGCUCGUUGCAUCGUAUUUUGCUCAUCGUCGCCAUCAACGGCGUCGCCAGCCUCACCAGCAUCCUGUUCGUGCGCGUCACGGCGAGCAUGCGGGUGCCACGUCGGCUUCGCAUGCGACGCGCGUCGACGCUGACGUCGGCGGCGGCCGAAGCCUUUCUGGAGCUGCCCGGCGAUGACGCGUGGACCAUCGACCCGGCACUCGGGUGCAUGAUGGGCGUCUUUCGCUUUUCAUGGCGCCACCGCGAGUUCAUCUUUGACACCAAGCUCUGGAUGAGCUUUCAAAAGUCGAGUGCCGGACCGUGCAUGGAGGUUGUGCCUAUGACGGCCCCGUCGCAGACGCACGUGGCGUCGCCAAACCGGCGGAUGGCGGUCGUCAAGGUGUGUCUCGGCCUCGGCUACCUCUUCGCCACCGUCGGGGGUAGCUUGUACUACCUCAAGCUCUCGUCCGUGAACCUCGCCAACGACCUCUGGUGGGUCACAUUCAACACCAGUGGCACACAGACGUACGUGGCCAACUGGUUCAACCGGUACCUCUGGCUCACACCAUCGCUCGAGGAUGGACCGCUGGACCUGCACCAGUACGCCGAUAUGAACUCGUAUGCGACCAACACGACCACUGUUACGGUCACCGACAUGCUUCCGCGCCGCAUUCACUUUGAAACCGCGAGCGACUUGCACGUGGCGAUCCUCGGGCUGCGCGCGACGAACCCGUGCCUUAUACCGUGGAUCGCGACACAGUACUGCUGGGUCGACUUUGACAAGCGCUGGGCGAUGGCCAACUCGGCGGCGCGCCAGGUGCGAUGUGCUGCCAAGUACGCGGCGAAUGCGGCUGUCUACUUGGAGGCCCCGCUGCGCAACGCCGACUGGGAUGGCUUUGAGGUGUGUUGGGGCCAAGCGUUCGAUAUGGGGAUCGCCGCCGACUUGCGCCAAGACCUCGGAGGUCGCAAGUGGCUUCAAGUGACGCAGUCCAACGCCAACUCGGAGGCGGACGAGGUCGCCUACUGGACAAGCAAGGGGCUUGCGUCCUACUCGACCGCCUGGCAAAACUACAAGGCGGCGGGGGUCAUCAACACGUUCAACGUCGUCACAGCGCUCGGGCUCGCGUUUCCGUUGACGCUUCAAGCUUCGAACGGCUCGUUCCAUCUUGGGACGCAGACGUCGUACAAAAUGUAUUGGAAUUUGGCGAGUGACUUCUGGGCGCUGGCCUCCAAUGACUCGGGCGUCACGGGCAAGUCGCUGCUGCGAAUCAGCCCCCGCUUUGCCUUUACCAACACCUCAUUACUCGACGUCUACUAUCGCAACGGCUCGAUGAGUGCGCCGCUGGACCCCGCCUACGACGUGUUUCAGUCUCACCUCGGGGCGUUCGGGUCGGUGGAUCUGCGUCAUGUAGCCUACCCGGCCUCGCUAGCAGCCCUAGUGCGCGACGUGCACGAAGCGCUUCGAAGUGUCUUGAUGAAUACGACCGACGGCAACGGCACGUACACAGCGCAGGCCGCCUACUCCCAACUCGUGACCAUGCAGGGCCUCGUCGCCGUGCCGAGCUCCCUCAACGCGACCUCGCAGUACUCGGCCGGCAGCAACUUGCUGUGCAACGCGCUUCUUUCAUCGGGCAAUCUCUCGUUCGGUCUUUCGGCCUACUUUGGUUUUGGGGUUCCCUGCAACGUCGGCUUUGGCGAGUGGGUCUACACCUCCAAGGACCAGAUCUUAUUUGCGCUGGUCGCGUCCGGCGUCGCGUUGGAGGCCGUGACGCGUAUACCAUCGACGUGCGAGGUCGAAGCCGUGUCGCCCUCCGACUGUCGCGCGAUGCUCACAAGCGUCUCGUCCUUUCUGAAGUCGUACUUUGCACCUGCGUAUCUGCAGGCGACUCGGGCGCAGGCCCAGCGCGUGCAAAGCGAGGUGGACGCACUCUCAGUGGACCUUGUGGCGUACCUUCAAGACGCAAUAACGAACGAGAUCUCGCUCUUCCACCAACGCGUCAUCGAUGCCGACGACGUGCCGAUGCAGCUCGCCGGCUGGACCAACCUCUACGACUGGGCUCUCGGCUACCGGGAAGUCGUCACAUUUGAAGCCAACGACGCAUCGCUCACGGUCAUGUCGACAGCGUACAUGUCAACAACAUUUACAGCGAGCGCGGCCGAGGUGCCCGUCAACGUAGCAUCGUACCUCCGCGUCUUUUGCCAGUACAUCUCGCUCCUCCUGCUCAUGAUAUCUCUCGUCGCGAUUUUGUACACGGUGCAGAACCGCUUCACGAGCGAGGGCUUCAACCUCUUUGAGGUCAACCGCGUCGGUGGCAUGGUCUGGAUCGGCCGCCCGCUGCUGCUUUUGCGGAGCGUAACAGCGCUCUGCAUCCUCAGCACGGCCGCGCUGCAGCUCCAGCUCACCGGCAAGGCCACGUACCUUCUCUCGGCUCGCCAAGACGUCUCGCCGUUCCUCGCUCUCUGCACCAAAGUGCUCGCGGCCGGCGAGCUCGGCUGGCUCGUCUACAUCGUCGACGACAUUGGCAUGGUCUUCACGCAGCAGUACACGGCGUCGUAUGCCAACAAGGCGGCCAUCCUUGUGUGGGCGACCGCCGCAAUUCUGAGUCUUAUUGCACCUAUCGCACACCGGGUUCGCCUGGAGCUCCACUGCGCGGUCGACGCGACCGACUACCAAGCCGUGUGUUCCAGCGGCGACGUUGUCAUUGGGAGCCUACCGCGUCUGCUUUUGCUCGUUGCCAUUGCGCUCGGCGGGUCUCUCACCAUGUACGUCCACGAUCGGCUGCGCUACACGCUGCAGCCACCGACGGAAAACCCGUCGUACCUGCUCUCUUGCGGCGCCAAGUACCUCUUUGACAAGACCGGGUGGGUUCACGACGGCGUGUACCACGUCGACCGCGCCUCGGCGGCCUUGACCGGACUCCUCACCUGGACAAAGCAGGACGUUAUCUAUGUCUUUGACGUCAAAACGUGGCGCGUCCACACGGUGUGUACGAAUGCGUCGAUGAAAAAAGGCGCCAAGUGGGAGCUGCGGCUGCACGGCGCCCUCCCGCUCAUCGAGUAAUCGAGCGAUGCAUCCUGCGUCGCUCUCCAACAAGUCGCCGCCAGGUGUCGUCGUCUUGCCACGUGGCAAGGCGUGCAUAAUAUAUGUUUGUUGACAAUGUGUAGCGUAGUAGUACGUACAUAUUUGAGCCCUGAUUAAGCCCAUUAGGCAGGGUUUAACUGACAUCAAAGGUUGAUUUGCGUG